Messenger RNA from Scophthalmus maximus (turbot), 2172 nucleotides. RefSeq lists its product as uncharacterized. The coding region runs from base 332 to 2053 and encodes 573 amino acids. The transcript has 2 exons. The record is from RefSeq and is a predicted model, not a curated record. NCBI's taxonomy places the organism in Eukaryota, Metazoa, Chordata, Actinopteri, Pleuronectiformes, Scophthalmidae.
AUUUAUUUAUGUAACAUUACAUUUUAAUUGGAAUCUGUUUUUGGGUUGCCUCAGCAAAAUGCUGAGUGAUUUUAAGUUGAGGUUUUAUUGUGAAGGGCAGAACGGAAGAAGGGAGUGGAUGCGUUGUAGUGUUUGAUGGUGAUAAAUAAAGUUGUUGUUGUUCCUUCUUGGAUCACGCUGGUUCAUACUACGGUCUCCGUGUCAUUAUUUUGUAUAAAUGAUACAGUACAGGCGUGACAAUAAGAGCUCGGUUACAGCAUCAAUUCUUGGCUGAGCUGGGUCCGCUAUUUCCUUGACAGGCGCUACUACUACCAGGAAGACAUAUCUUCAGAUGAUUCCGGCCUGGUUGGACCCUCCACGCUUUGAUCCCAAAGAUUCUCCUUACAGUCACACCAAGUCCAAACAAAUAAGUAGAAGUAAUACUAGUGUGGAUUUGGAGUUUAGAGACACUAAAUACAGUCAUUUGAGUAUAGUCAUUAUGGAAGAGGACCCUGUAGUGAUUGAGUCAGCCACUUACCUAUAUGAGAGGUUCCCCAGGGUAUCAACUCUGCUGAGGUACAAGAAGGGGGUACUGCAUGUUCUCAGAAGAAGCUCUUUCUUUCCUACUAGAAAUCAUGAUGUCAUACUAGUAGGCCAUGGCAGAAAAGGUACUAAUGAAACCGCCCCGCUAGCUGGUCAUGGCUCAGAGGUACUUGCCAGAUAUAUGUCAAUCUUAAACGCUCUAAGAAUCUUUGGUCAUCUUGGCACCAUCAGCAUCAUCAGCUGCAACCUUGGUAAUGACCGAAACUUUAUGUUGCAGUUGCUUCAAGUUCUCCGGUCUCUCAGUGUGGAAACAAAGCUGCACCUGUACAACUCCUUCCUGUCUGUGAGAUCUGAUGGAGAGAUAAUGACUAGAAGUGACGGAGUCUGGAGUUCCCAUGACCUCAGCAGAAAAGUCAUUGCUGAACUAGACCACAGAGGCGACCUGCUGACCAAAGUGGAACUUGGCUGUGCAGGGCCAGUGUCCCCUCAUUAUAAAGGAAGUGUUUUGUAUCUUCAGACAUUUGAGUGGCCAAGAAAUCCUCAAAUGUUUGUUCCAAUGGAACUGCGCAAAAAGUACCCUUUUAUAGACUGCCUUGAGGGGCUUACUUGGAGCUUGUUCUUUGAGGAGAAUGAAAGAAGACGUGCACCUGAUUAUGUCCCAGACCAAGAUCAAAGACACAUGACGGCGAUUUGGCUCAUAGAACCCAGACCCAAAGAAAAAGAAAACAUUGUUUUCAAGCAUAUUGUUAACAUUCAGGAUCUACUUGUGGAGAUAAGAUACAAUGCCAGAGAGGAAGUUGCAUCAGACCUUUACUAUGUACUCAACGAAUGCAUUUACAAAGUACACAGGAAAAAUCUUAGCGCAAAACUCGUAGGGAAGUUCAUGGGCACUGAAAAUCAGGCUGAGAUUGAACGUUUCCGUCAGAAUUUCAAUGAGCAGCAGAGCGAGUCCUCCCUCCAGGAGCUGAGACAGGGUCUCAAAGCGUCAAAGUUCAAUGAUUUCUGUCGACAGACUUUCCAGUUCCAACAGUGUAGUUAUAACUGCGAGAGAUGGGGUCGUUACUUCAUGGCAGCAGUGUUUUCAGCAUCUGUGCGCAACUUCAGAACCUUCUCACUUUUUCUCAUGAGUGUCAUAGGCUGUGAAGUAGGUCGCUCACGUGGGACGGACAGCACCCUGUGCACAGCGUUUGUUGGAGAUGACCACCCCAUGGUUACUGAGCAACCCUGGCCGGAACAUCUGCAACGAGGAUUCUAUGGCUGCACUGUUGACAACUAUGAAAUAGCUCCACAGAACAGACAGAUUUGGUUAGAUCAAGUUGUUGCAAAGGAAAAUGCCCUGUACAUCAAAUCAAAGCAGAUGAUGAAUGCUGUCAACCAUGACGAGCAAACAGAACUAGACAUCUUUGGCCGGGUCAAAGUCAUGAAUAAAUACGUGUUCUCAUCUUAUCUAGAAUUCUUUCGAGGUACACCUGAGGGAAAGAAACUCAAGAGAGGAUGUACUCCCACUUUCCAUGAGAAUUUAAAUCCGUAACGUUGGUGUAACCUGUGAUUCAUCUAGUUUAUAUAAUCUAGUAUUCUGAACGGCCUGAUGAUGUGGUAUUCGGCCAGAUGCUGAUAUAACCCUGAAAUAAAAUGGUUUGCUGGAACUCA